This is a messenger RNA of Closterium sp. NIES-65, 1235 nucleotides long. The record is from the annotation of a GenBank genome assembly. NCBI's taxonomy places the organism in Eukaryota, Viridiplantae, Streptophyta, Zygnematophyceae, Desmidiales, Closteriaceae.
AUGGGACUCUGUCGCAUCGCAUCAUGCUCGCAGCCUUCACAACUCACUUUCUCUCCGGUAGCUAUAUUCGUUGCGACCCUCCUGCCUCUCUCCCUCAUCUCCUCUUCCCAUGCUCGAAGCAUCCUACAUCUUGGUACUUAUUCGAGUUCUAGCGCGCUAAGUGAUUUUUCUGCCCACGCCGCUACUGACAUAGUCGCUAAAAACAACAUUCUUGCCGGCCGGAGAGCCAAAGCCGUUAGAUUUGACGAGCCGACAGAAGCCGACGCGGAAUUCGAGUCGGCGAAACCUCCUGCGAUAAACGACAAGCCGUUAAUCGGCAUUCUCUCGCAGCCGGGCGACGGCGAUGGCGGGAAAGCGCCACGGUUCAACUUGAACCAGGCGGUUGAUACGCCGUACGAUGAGGGAUCGUACGGCGGGGCGGAAGUCGGGCGACACAGGGCAGUUGACACGAACGUGUCGUACAUUGCCGCCUCGUACGCCAAGUGGGUGGAGAGUGCGGGCGCACGACCCGUUCCGUUGCUGCACGACGAACCGGUGGAGGUACUUCGUCAGAAAUUCGAUAUGAUCAACGGUCUGCUGAUUCCCGGCGGAGGGACCGACUUGGUGCCUGGGCCUUUCAUGUCUACAGUGCAACUGCUUCUACAGUGGGCCAAGGAGGCGAACGAUCGAGGCGACUACUUCCCCGUGCAAGCCACGUGCAUGGGGUUCGAAGCCAUGGCGAUUGUUAUUAGCGAGGACCCGAACCUGCUGGAACUGAGGCACUUCAGUGCGUUGGAUUUGGCCUCUCCGCUCAAAUUCGUGGGCAACUGGGUGCACCGCAGAAGCUACUUCUCCUGGAUGUCUCCGGAUUUGGCUGCAAAGGUGCAAGAGCUCCCUCUCACCAUGGAGAACCAUCAGGACGGCACCACGGUGCAUCGCUUUCUCUCCAACAACAAGCUGAGGGAUUUCUUCUUUGUUCUCACCACCUCGUUCGAUAAGAAUGGACUGGAGUAUGUGACAACAGUGCAGGGAAAGCGGUAUCCCUUUUAUGGCACGCAGUGGCAUCCAGAGAAGAAUGCAUACGAGUGGGGGUUGGACCACAUACCCCACGGAGCACAUGCCAUAGCUGUGGGUCAGGCAGCAGCCAACUUCUUUGUCAAUGAGGCUCGGCGCAACACCCACUCUCCAGCCUCGGAUGAGAGCAUGAACGACAUGCUUCUGUACAACCACUCUCCCGUGUUUGCCGGCAAGAAUGG